GACUCGUGAGUUGGAUGUAGCAGCAGCCUGGCGUCUCCUCUGCAGUGACGGAAAGCCACUCCAGCAGCGCCACUACGAUGGACUGAAGGUAAUGCAGAGGAGUGUUUCACACUAGGAUGACAGCUGGGCUGAUGACCAGCAUGGCUGCUUGUUCCUGAGUGAAAGCUGCAUGCUCGCUCUCUGGAUCCAUCCCUCUGACUGCCCAUGAGCCGAUCCAACCCUCCAUCAGACAGCCCCAUCUCCACUGUACCCCAUCUCCAUCCCUGCUCUGCUCUGCCGCUGCUUGCUAGUCCUCUCUUCCUCAGUCCCUGACCUAGUGUGACCCCCUGCAUGCCUGGCAAAUAGCGAGCGAAGCGUUAGCAGACUGUUUAAUUGGACAUUUCUUCCCCUGCUAUUCAUGAAGUGUCAGCUGGACCAAAUGCAGCGGGGAGUCGACAGUCGAAGGGAGCCAGAGGGGGUGGGCCCCUGUUCAGAUCCCGGAGCUGGAGGAGUGGCAGCGGGGUCACAUGGCCCGGGCUUGAAGAGGGCCUCAUCCCAGUUAGAGCCCCCUUCCUUCAGUAAGAUGAGCCAGAACGCCAGGGAGAGCAUGGGGGUUCUUGGCCAGGGCUUGAAACAGCUGUUCCAGCAGCAGCGUAAACGCCUCUCCCUCUCUCGCUCCACCAUCACCUCCUCAUCCUCCUCCUCAUCUUCCUCUGUGGUGUCGGCGAGCGGCGCCCCCACCUCUGCCCCCGAGGACCCCCUGUCCCGUUGUCCCGACUCUGACGGCCUCUGUGCUCCUGUGAUUCCCUCCGCAGCUGGCCGGGGCUCAGCCGCUGGCGGCACCAUGAGGCGCGGCACCAGCCUGCAGAGUCGGCGCAGUAAGGGGUCCGGCUCUGUGAGCGGGGACCGAGACCCCCUCCUGAGGGGCAGCCCCCAGGCCCCGCAUCGCCGCCACACUCACGACCCGCAGCAGCACACCAGCCGCCCGCGCUCCUCCUCCACCACCGACACCACGCCCAGCAGCCCUGCGCCCGGAUGCGCCGGCGGGGACGUGGUGCUGUCGUCGGGGUACCAGUCCACCGAGGAGACGGACAGGAUCGACCGGCUGGAGGUGAGCGGUCUCGGUCAGACGCCGCUGGCUGUUUCGUGUGGGGCGGACAGUUCGUUCCCGGGGGGCGAGGACAACACGCCGGACCCCCAGCGCACCAAGCAGGCCAUCGCCCAGCUGCAACAGAAGAUCCUGAAGCUCACGGAGCAGAUCAAGAUUGAACAGACGGCCAGGGAUGACAAUGUGGCAGAGUACCUCAAGUUGGCCAACAAUGCCGACAAACAGCAAAGCACACGCAUUAAACAGGUUUUUGAGAAAAAGAACCAGAAGUCGGCACAGACCAUCCAGCAGUUACAGAGGAAGCUGGAGCACUACCACCGGAAGCUCCGGGAGGUGGAGCACAACGGCAUCCCCCGCCAGCCCAAGGAUGUGUUGCGGGACAUGCAGCAGGGCCUGAAGGAUGUCGGAGCCAAAGUGACGGGCUUCAGCGAGGGCGUGGUGGACAGUGUGAAGGGGGGACUCUCCAGCUUCUCGCAGGCCACACACUCGGCCGCGGGCGCCGUCGUUUCCAAGCCCCGGGAGAUCGCCUCGCUCAUUCGCAACAAAUUCGGCAGCGCCGACAACAUCCCCUCCCUGAAAGACUCUCUGGACGACCCGUCGGUGGAUGAGGCCGUGACGGGCGGGGGCGGGCGCUCGCUGGCCAGCGCCGGGCAUCACCUCCAGUCCAGUCCAAAGUACGGCAGCGAGGACGACUGCUCCAGCGCCACGUCAGGUUCGGCAGGGGCCAACAGCACCACCGGGGCCCCAGGGGGCCCCCCCAGUUCGAAGGGCAACACACUGGAAAGGAGCCAGAGCUCCAGCCUGGACAUGCUGCUGCAGGAGAUGCAGGAGCUGCGAGACGGCCAGGCGAGGCUGGAGGAGAGCCUGGACGGCGUGAAGACCCACUACCAGAGAGAUUACACUGUUGUCAUGCAAGCACUGCAGGAAGAACGCUUCAGGUGCGAGCGUCUGGAGGAACAGCUGAACGACCUGACUGAACUGCAUCAGAACGAGAUCCUCAACCUCAAGCAGGAGCUGGCCAGCAUGGAGGAGAAGAUCGCUUACCAGUCCUACGAACGAGCCCGAGACAUCCAGGAGGCGCUGGAGGCAUGUCAGACCAGGAUUUCCAAGAUGGAGCUCCAGCAGCAGCAACAGCAGGUGGUCCAGUUGGAGGGGUUGGAAAACGCCACGGCGAGGACCCUCCUGGGGAAACUCAUCAACGUGCUGCUGGCCCUCAUGGCCGUCCUUCUGGUCUUCGUCUCCACCGUGGCCAACUGCGUGGUCCCCCUGAUGAAGACGCGCUCCCGCUCGCUCUCCACGCUGCUCCUCAUCCUCCUGCUGGCCUUCCUGUGGAGGAACUGGGACGCCCUGUCGGGAUACACGCACCGCGCCCUGCAGCCCCCGGGAUGAGCGCAUCGCCGCCGGCACGCGUUUGCUUCGGUGACACCGGGUGAGGACGGCGCUGCGGCUGCAGUCGGGCAGCAGCGGGGUUGAAGGAGGAGACGGCCGCCAUGAUGACUGUGCAGCUGCAGAGAAUCCGGCUGCGUUCACUCGGACUCGGCCUGAAAUCCAGAGGAGGCUGAAUGAAGUUGAGAACACUCACACUUGGGAAGGACAAGACUGUUUACAUUUUUUUUUUUUUUUAAAUGAACUCUUGUGUUGUCAUCUUUCACAGAAUACAGCACUGUACUGUUUUUAUCUUUAGACUUUAAUCAAUUAUAAUAUUAUUUCUAAUAAUAUUUUUAUUGUCGAUGUUAUUUUAUUCAGUAAGAUGUAGCAUCACGCUGCUCUCCGUCUACAAUGAAGGGGAGUUUAGUCAGGAAACUGGACUCGAAAGGCCCGGUCUAAUUGUAGGGACGUGCACAUGUGAGAAUGUGGUUGAUUGCCUUUAGGAACGGAGAUUUUUUCCUCGCUGUGAUCGGUAGAUUUGAACCAUGGCUGAAAACCUUCCUGGGAGUUGCUCCUUUCCUUGCUGUGAUAGAAUUUGCUCAGACUGAACGUUUUUGAAGGACUUGCUGUGACCGUUGAGCGUCGCCAUGAGAAGAGACCGGGCUUCCGUACCGAUUUUAAUGACGAAGAAUUGAUGAGCGAAAACAGAAAAUAGUAUAAGGAUGUGAAAAUAUAAGGUUAGGUCUUUGAUGAACUCGCCACAAAAAGCGACCUGUAGACGCAGAAGGCUGCUGUCUUGGCGUCGGUUUGCUUUGCAGCAUGUUUUACUGCAUGUUGUCUUGAAGGAAAUGGCAUCAGAGCCAGUUUGCAAGCAAUGUCGAAAAACCCGGGUAAUCGUCUCCACAGACCGUGUUGGAUGUGACGGGGUCAGGAAAGAGAGACCACUGGUGCUCGUCCAGCUCUAUCUCGGCUGGAUCAGGAACGCUGCUGCUUCAUAUCGACAGUGCAAGUCAUCUCCACUGCCAUGUCACAUGCACACUGCCUCUAUGGGAAAUAUACAUUUAUAAUACACCAGUGGCCGUCGUCACUUUUUUUUUUCUUUUUCUUUAAUCCCAUAAGAACUCUAGCUUGCGGUGUAGUCACCCAGUGCCAAACUUUAGUGAACCUGAGUGUAGAAGACGGAGAGGACGCUCCUCAGCAGGUCUUACACUUCUUUUUAAUAAGGUCAUGAAUGUCGAGCCGGGAUGUCAGGAAUGUCUCUUUUGAGUGAUGUAAAUACUGCCAGAAAAAAAGGCUGUUCGCAAUCUAACUCCACAUCCCCGGUCGUGUGUUUCUGCACUUUCCGCUGGAUGGAGUACAGUUCCUCCAUUCAGCAUCUGGUCUCUCUUAAGGUCUCUCAUCCAGUCAAGGACACUGUAAGACCACCGAGCGCAGUCAGUUGUCCCAUUUCAUGCUGAGAAGCUGAUUUCCUAACAGAUUGUGCAACCAUUUGAACUGUACAGCUGCACUUUAGUACACGGCUAGAUAGCUUAUGGGUCAGGCUGAUUCUUAACAAACCUUUGAUAGACGCUUCAAAGGUUGCCACGCUUCACGGUGCCGCUCCGCGGGUGAAGGAGAGCGGACUCGGGUCGGGGUGGCCGCCAUCUUUGCCGAAAGACGAGAAAAUAAACACACAAAGGAGAUUCAUUUCUUGUCAAAAUGUGAGUAAAACUUGAUUCCUCUCGAGUCAAACAUGCAAUUAAGACGGCGUCAAGUGGAUCUGCUGACAUGUUGAACUUCUGCCGUCACGGGUACAGCGGACAAGUCGACAGCGAGCUGACCUCUGACCUGAGCUUGUCCUCGCUUUAACACUCACGAUGUAGGGGUUGUGUGCUAAACCACUCCAGUGCCUUCCGAUGUCCUUUUUUUAAUGUGUGAAAUAAAUAAAGUGCAUUCCUGACUAA
Salarias fasciatus (jewelled blenny) is the source of this 4398-nucleotide messenger RNA. RefSeq names its product transmembrane and coiled-coil domain family 1a (gene tmcc1a). Lineage: Eukaryota; Metazoa; Chordata; Actinopteri; Blenniiformes; Blenniidae. The record is from RefSeq and is a predicted model, not a curated record. The coding region runs from base 398 to 2476 and encodes 692 amino acids. Gene Ontology annotation, cellular component: endomembrane system. The transcript is spliced from 7 exons.